AAGGUGUUGAACAAUUACCUCACAAUUCAUUCAAACUCGUCAUUCGACAACAACCUGUACAUUCACGCAUGUGUGGCAUUGGCGAAAGAGUCGACAGAAGACCCAUCGAUCCACCUCCAGUUGUCCAAAUAAAAAUGAAUGCCAGUAACGACGAUAGAUUAUCGACCCUGUCGUCUUAUUUAUUCCUGAUUGCAGUAUUGGUGCCUGCAGAUGGCAAAGAAGACGAAGAGCAGUUAAACAUACUCUUACAUAGUAAAUUAACAGUGGGCCGUACAGUCUCAUCCUUGUAUAUCCUUCGAGACCUGGAUGGUUCUGAUGGCGCCUUCUUUGUUUUCUCUGACAUAUCCGUCAGAGCAGAAGGAAACUAUCGUCUAAGAAUGUGUUUAUUCAACAUCAAAGAGACAACUGUCAAUUAUAACCUGUCCGUCUUGACAGACCCAUUUACUGUCUAUUCUGCGAAAACUUUUCCUGGCAUGUAUCGUUCAUGUCCGUUAGUACAAAAUUUUGCUAAACAAGGUCUGAAAAUUAGAAUUCGAAAGGAAUCAGGCCCAAGGCCAUCGAGAUAUACCCAAACAAAGAGGAAAAGCCUAAUAAAGCCGUCCACUACAUCGGAGGAAGACGAAGAAUUCGAUGACACACAACACCCAUCUGCAUUUAAAAGAGUCAUGACCGCUCCAGGUAACACUUAUUUGUUUGUUUUUAUUAUUAUUUUAUUCCUUCUAAAAUAUCCUGGAUAUAGAAGAGACUUCACCCACAAUAUCCAAUAAACGUCGAUUGAGCUUGUCCUAUUUAUUAGACCUACCAGAAGAAAAUAUUAAAUCAGUCGAUACCUGUCAAUUAGCCCCCAUCAAUGCAUCUAUGUCUCCUUCAUCGUCACCUCUACACCAGUCAUCCACAACAACAGAUUUACCGCCAAUACAACAACAUUUCAUGUAUAUGCCCCAACCCUCGCCCAGUACUACUAAAAUAAAAUAUUUAUAACAAAACCCAGACUUCUGGUUUUGGGUAUGCUAAUUUGCCAAUACAUCCCAAAAAAGAUAAAUACAUCCCUGCUAAAAAAAAUAAUCGCAUCUCAUCGUUAUCUUGUAAAAAACUUCGAUUCCGAUCCAAAAUUAAGUGCUCCUAAAUGUAAUAUUAAAAAAAAAAGAUGCAUGUUUUCAAAGAGACCUAUCUAUCAAUAAAAAUGGUUGAUUUACUAAAUCUGAG
Messenger RNA from Mucor mucedo, 1206 nucleotides. Its product is annotated as velvet factor-domain-containing protein. The transcript has 5 exons. Lineage: Eukaryota; Fungi; Mucoromycota; Mucoromycetes; Mucorales; Mucoraceae. The record is from RefSeq and is a predicted model, not a curated record. The coding region runs from base 69 to 767 and encodes 232 amino acids.